GGAAAGUGAAACCGGGAGCCGCGCUUUCGCUUUCGCCGCCCCGACACGUUCCCUCGGGGCGGCGGGGCCGGGCCGGGCCGGGCCGGGCCGGGCGCGGGGCCGCGAUGGCGGAGCCGGGGGCGCCCAUGCGGCUGAAGGAGUGGCUGAUCGCGCAGAUCGACAGCGGCCGGUACCCGGGGCUGCGCUGGGAGAACCGGCACCGGACGCUCUUCCGCAUCCCCUGGAAGCACGCGGCCAAGCAGGACUACCGGCAGCAGCAGGACGCCGCGCUCUUCAAGGCUUGGGCCGUCUACAAGGGGAAGUACCAUGAGGGGACGGACAAGGCUGACCCCUCCACCUGGAAGACGCGGCUCCGCUGCGCCCUCAACAAGAGCACCGACUUCCAGGAGGUGCCUGAGCGGAGCCAGCUGGACAUCUCCGAGCCCUACAAGGUCUAUCAGAUUGUAUCCGAUGGCGCCCAGGAUGCUGAGAAGGAUGAUGGCACACAGUCCCCAGCCAGGGAGGAUCAGCAGGGCAGUGCCACAGGGAGUCCAGAGGAGGAAAGCCAGAAGGGCACAAUGGAGCCAUGCCACAUGUCUCCGCUGCCCCUGCUCUCUGCCCACCCGGCCGAGCGAGGGUACCAUGUGAGGGGAGUCUUCUAUGGCUGGAACCCAACCCACAGCCACCUCCUCCCCGGACCUCCAUCCUACCUCCCUGUGGAGGACGUCAACCACUCAGACUGCUGGCUCCACGUCCGCCUCUACUACUGUGACAUGCUGGUGAAGGAGGUCACUACCCGCACGGCCGAGGGCUGCCGCAUCACCUCCCGCGCUGUGCCAGCUGACAGUGAGCGCCUCUACGGCCCCUCCUGCAUGGAGCAGAUUGAGUUCCCACCACCACGGGCGCUCAGCGGCAGUGGCCGGGUGGCCAGCAUGACUGAUGUGCUGGAGCGGCUCCUGCCCCACCUGGAGCGUGGCGUGCUGCUGUGGGUAGCACCCGAGGGGGUCUUCAUGAAGCGCCAGUGCCAGGGCAGGGUAUACUGGAAUGGACCACUGGCCCCACACAGGGACUGGCCCAACAAGCUGGAGAGGGAGAAGACCUACAAGUUGCUGGAUACACAGCAGUUCCUGCAGCAGCUGCGGGGGUACCUGAGCCAUGGGCAGCCCAUGCCACAGUACCAGAUCCACCUGUGCUUCGGGGAGGAGUACCCCACCAGCGCCGGGCACCACUUCCAGAAGCUUAUCAUGGCCCAUGUGGAGCCGGUGUUUGCACGAGAGCUCUUCCAUCAUGCCCAGCGCAUGGGGCCGAUGCUGCUCCGCGACUCCCCCCAGCCCUGCUCCCCUGGUGCCUCCAGCCACAUUAUCCACGUCCUCAAACAGCUCUGCCAGCCCUGAGCCUGGGCAGGCAGGCAGAGAAGCCCAGUUGCGACAAAGCCUCAGAGCAGGAUGCUCUGCCACCCCACAGCCCCACUCCGACUGUGUUCCCUGAGUUGGCAUAGAUGGGGCACUCAGCGCUGCUAGGCCGGACACGGGUGGGUGCUGGCCAGGGUAGGCGAAUGGCUGCUCCCCCUGCGCAGAUUGCUGUAUUUAUUCCCUGGGACCCACUAGGAACCCAUCUGGGUGGGAUUUGCUCUGUGCUUUUAUGGUGAGCCGGGGCAGAGCCAGCUCUGUCCUUGCACCUUGCACUGCUGGGACUCGCCAUUCACAAACCUUAGCAAUAAAGGUUGUGUUUCGGUA
Messenger RNA from Phalacrocorax carbo (great cormorant), 1715 nucleotides. NCBI's taxonomy places the organism in Eukaryota, Metazoa, Chordata, Aves, Suliformes, Phalacrocoracidae. The record is from RefSeq and is a predicted model, not a curated record.